Mugil cephalus (flathead mullet) is the source of this 3955-nucleotide messenger RNA. It is a transcript of the gene ebf2, whose product is annotated as EBF transcription factor 2. Gene Ontology annotation, biological process: regulation of transcription by RNA polymerase II. The transcript is spliced from 15 exons. Gene Ontology annotation, molecular function: RNA polymerase II cis-regulatory region sequence-specific DNA binding; DNA-binding transcription factor activity, RNA polymerase II-specific. NCBI's taxonomy places the organism in Eukaryota, Metazoa, Chordata, Actinopteri, Mugiliformes, Mugilidae. The record is from RefSeq and is a predicted model, not a curated record. Bases 511 to 2286 code for a protein of 591 amino acids.
UCAUGCUUCAAGACAGCGGUUCACUACAGGCUUCCUGGCCCACGGAUCAACUGUUUUGAUCCGAUCUGGCCUUGUGACAAAGGAAGACUUUCUGCGCACAAAGAUUUUUAAAGAAUAUUCUGAGACUGACUGCCGGCGGAGCUGAACUCACCAAGCAGGUGAUUCACUGAGCUCGAACUGAGGCUGGAUAUACGCGCUCGGACGAUGCUUGCAAUCAGUGGAGGAAUAUAUUUAUUACAAUCACUUGAACGGUAAAAUUAAGUCGGUGUGGAUUUGUUCUGUUGAGACGCCUUCUGAAACAUCACACAGCGCCGGUCAUUAAUUUUUCAAAGCUUUGCGAACGAUCGUUUUUUUUUCUUUUUUUUUUUUGGUUGUCUUUUUUCAGAGCAGCGCUCUGGGGGAGCGCAGCACCUUGAAGUGGACCUUCUGUUGUUUGCCAAAGUGCUUUAGUUGUCCAACUCUUUUUUUUAAGUUCAGAAAAGUGCACCUCCCGAUCAGGACAAGGCUUAAAUGUUCGGGAUCCAGGAGCAUCUGAUACGAGAAGUGAGCGGAUUAAAAGAGAGAAGUCUUGGAGAGGAGAUGGAUCCAGUCCGGUCAUGGGUGCGCAAUGUCGGGGUUGUGGAUGCGAACGUAGCGGCACAAAGUGGAGUAGCUCUGUCGAGAGCACAUUUCGAGAAGCAGCCGCCCUCGAAUCUCCGCAAGUCCAACUUCUUCCACUUUGUCCUGGCGCUCUACGACAGACAUGGCCAACCUGUGGAGGUGGAGAGGACUGCGUUUGUAGACUUUGUCGAGCAUGACAAGGAGCAGACAGGAGAAAAGACCAACAACGGCACGCACUACAAGCUCCAGCUCCUCUACAGCAACGGGGUUCGCACCGAACAAGAUCUAUACGCAAGACUUAUCGACUCUGUCACCAAACAGCCCAUAUCGUAUGAGGGACAAAACAAGAAUCCAGAAAUGUGCAGAGUUCUGCUCACGCACGAGGUUAUGUGCAGCCGCUGUUGCGAGAAGAAGAGCUGCGGCAACAGGAACGAGACGCCCUCUGAUCCAGUCAUCAUUGACAGGUUUUUCUUGAAGUUCUUCCUGAAAUGCAACCAGAAUUGUCUGAAGACGGCGGGAAACCCGAGGGACAUGAGAAGAUUUCAGGUGGUCUUGUCCAGCACCGUGAGUGUAGACGGCCACGUCCUAGCCGUGUCUGACAACAUGUUUGUCCAUAACAACUCAAAGCACGGCCGGAGAGCCCGCAGACUGGAGCCGGGGGAGUCUGUGGAGAACAGCAUGGAGUACGCUACCCCAUGUAUCAAAGCCAUCAGUCCCAGCGAAGGCUGGACCACCGGCGGGGCCAUGGUCAUAGUCAUCGGGGAGAACUUUUUUGACGGGCUGCAGGUGGUGUUUGGAAGCAUGCUCGUGUGGAGUGAGCUGAUAACACCACACGCUAUCCGCGUCCAGACACCUCCUCGUCAUAUUCCUGGGGUUGUGGAGGUCACACUUUCUUACAAAUCGAAACAGUUCUGCAAGGGAGCGCCUGGUCGCUUCAUCUAUACAGCCCUUAAUGAGCCAACUAUAGACUAUGGCUUUCAGCGUCUUCAGAAGGUAAUUCCUAGACAUCCUGGUGAUCCAGAGAAACUGGCCAAGGAGAUCCUUCUGAAAAGAGCGGCAGAUCUUGUGGAAGCUCUGUAUGGGAAUCCGCACAGUAAUCAGGACAUGUUGCUGAAACGUGCAGCUGACAUUGCUGAGGCCCUCUACAGUGUUCCUCGUCCUCACAGUCAGCUGCAGGCUUUGCCAAGCUCACCCGCCCACGGCAGUGUCAUGGGCCUGGGCUCGUAUCCCUCCCAAUUAGGUGUGAGCAUCGGAGAUCCAGGACAGAGCAGCCAAGGUUACAUUCGUAACUCCAGCAGCUUGUCUCCAAGGGGUUACCCAUCAGCCUCAACUCCCCAGCAGUCAGGCUAUGGUGGCAGCGGGGGAAUGACCGGAGGUUAUGGGACUGUUCCUAUGACUAGUCUAGGAGUUCCUGGAUCUCCUGGUUUCAGCAGUGCCUCCCCGACAGGCUCCCCUUACAUAAUGCCCUCCAGCCCCACUAUACCAGGAAGCUCCAGCUCCUCAUCGUCUCUCCUGCCUUUUUCCUCCUUCCCGUCAGCUGCUAAACAGAAGAGUGCUUUUGCUCCUGUCCUCAGGCCCCAGGGCUCUCCCUCCCCUGCCUGUCCCGCCUCAGGGGGGAACAGCUUCAGAGGUAGUCAUCCAACUCACUAUCUGACCCCCCUGUCUGAACUUACCAAUGCAGUCUAAUUCCUUGUUACUAACUAACUCCAAAGCUUUGACUGAGCAAGACAGAAAACAGUUGCUGGAUGUACAAUAAUGCAAGACCUGAUUGAGUGGAAUCAUAGAUUCUGUAUAUUUUGUCUCUCCAGCGAUGACGGGCCUGGUUGUACCCCAGAUGUAGCAAAGCACCCACCCCAAUCUACCCCAGACCACUGCUUCACUUAGCCUCUCUUUUGGCACUGAGAGGGCAGGGAGAACGGAAAAUUGAUCUUUAGCGACCAUGUGUAACUUUCCUCCCUGACCGCCCCCCUCCCCACCCCCACAACUUCUGCCAUUUCUUAGUUCCUUUUUCAUCCUGUCGGAUGAACAGGACGGGGUACGAAAAUGUCCAAAGAGCAGCCUUCUCUUCAGAUGCAGAGGAGAAUACUCCACCCACAGCCACAGACAGACCAUGCUCCUUAGCAAACAGCACCAGACUGGACAGUGUAGCGCUGCGCGUGUAAUGAAGCAUCUGAAAGGAAAACUGGUUCCAAUUUCACGUCAAGCUUCAAAAGCAUCCGCAUUGACCCCUGGCCUACAGUCACAUGCAGUAGUCAGUUCUUCCAGCCUGCCCAAACCCUAGGCCAGAGACUCACAGGAUGCGCUGUGAAAGCACUGAGCGUUGACGGAUGACGGACGACUCUGAUAAAAUGUCGCAGCUCUAAAAAGCAGGGUCCUGUUUUUGUCUGUGUAUGGACACCUUAAAUGGCAUGUGUGUACAAUGUCUGUGAGUUAGAGAGAGGUUUUUGUUUUUGUAGUAGACUGUUUGAAGACGAUUUACAUUCCAGAAAAAUAGACCCUUUAUUUUUUGUUCUGGUCUCUACGGUUUUUCAAGGGAGAACUCUUUGUCUCAAGGGUUAUUACUAAAGGAAUUCAUAUAUUGAUUUAUUUAAGAACAAGCAAUUUAACUUAUUAUAGUUAGUUUAGGGAAUAAUAUAAAUGUGUUUUUAUAAAGUGGUCUUUUUUUCCCCAGCUGAAAUGAAGUUAUCUCAGCGACUGCUAAUUGAUUUGAUAAAUGAUCAUAGAGAAUGGAUUUUGCAGUGGAUAAAUUCAGUUAUUUGGUAUAAAACAUCACCAGUUUGCAGGUAUAACUUGCAUAACCAAAUGUAUGUGUUAUGCUCAUAGUUAAAGAAGGUUAUUGUCCUUGUGUAAAGGAAAAUGUUAGUUAGCCUUAUCCUUUUAAUUUAAUGCAUGCCUUGUUACACCAAUGCCCUGAUACUUUUUCAUUCCACAUUGCAAAUUUUUAUGACUUAUAGAUUUUACUCUUUCAUUUUAAAUGUCUUAAUCCAGUACAGGUCUUUAGUCUCUAUGCAGUACCGUAAAUAAAAGCACAACUGCUGAAAGGAAAGGAACCAGGUGUAUUUGGUGUAUAUUAACCCCUGUUUUUGCCACUAUUACUGAUUUUCUUCAUCACAACAGAAGCUGCAUUUCUCAGGACAUGAAAACAAAGAACACAAAAAGCAGAGGAUGUUUGCAAAUUUGUUUUUAGAGUUUGGUUAAUUUUAUUUAUUUAAAAAAUUAUUAGCAAUUUAAUAAUAUGUUUUUUUUUGAGCCAUCUUUCUUUGAAACAAUACAAAAAAGGGUGCAAAUGUUGAUUUGUAUAUUUCAAGGUGUAAUUAUAUUUUGUGCUCCAAAUAAAACAAAUAAGACAAAGGAA